This is a messenger RNA of Volvox carteri f. nagariensis, 2472 nucleotides long. RefSeq lists its product as uncharacterized. The record is from RefSeq and is a predicted model, not a curated record. The transcript has 12 exons. NCBI's taxonomy places the organism in Eukaryota, Viridiplantae, Chlorophyta, Chlorophyceae, Chlamydomonadales, Volvocaceae. Bases 1 to 2472 code for a protein of 823 amino acids.
AUGUUUGGCGUUCUACCCAUACGAACACGGUCGAACUACACGGAGGCUGCGCCAUCUGGCCUUCCGCCUCGUCCCAGCGCCGUGAUGGGCGCUGAAUCCGCCCUGCAACGGACACGGUCGCUCCUGGAAGGCGUAGCCAGGCAGCACAAGUAUGUGAUGAGCAAGAAUCGCCUUGGAGCGGAUCACAAAGCUGAUGAACUGGCAGCAUUGUCUUUGUUGAGGUCUCUCUUACAAGAGCUUGAGACUGGCAUUAUGGAGAAUGAGAAUCCCCCACCGUCAGUCAGCAAGCGGAAGGCCCUUAUAAAAGUAGAGAAGGCCCGACGGGGUGUGCUGGCUGCCGUCCGGGAAUGUGCCUGCCACGUCACUGAAAGUCAGAAAUUGUUCGAGCAAAUCGAACGUUUCAUCGAGCUCCGUCCCGAGGAGCCCGUCUCUCCGCGAAACUUCAACAUUAAGUGGACUCGGAAGGCAAACACAUCGCGUAAUGUCACCAAGCGCCGGGAGCCUUUCCUUGGACGGCACAAGCGCACGGACGAGUCGCUGGUUAUGUCCAUCGCCGGUCUAUCCGCCAUUGCCGAGGGUGGCGAGCGGGAUACUCCCAAGUCCGACGCCGCGGGGCCAACAUCCCAGAUACCGCCGGCUCCCGCCCCACGCGACAAGCUCCUGUCCUCCAAGACUGCCCCGAAAGUGGGCACUGUGCCAACCCCGAAGCGCGUUAAAGACGGCGAGAAGCGUGGCGCAGCACAGGACACUGCCACCGCAAGUGCAUCGGGCAGCAAUAGUGCUCGGGAGUACGACGUCGGUCCAGCUGCUGCGGCCGCGGCCGCCGACAAUGACGCUGUCCCUGCGGUGCAAACCGUACAUGAUGCGUCGCUCUUGCUGCAGCAGAUGCAGGUGCAGCCACGGAGGACCUCGGACUCUGAAGACGACCUGAGGGCCUCGCUGUCGCACGACGUAGUGCCAUCUGCCGACACGAUGUGUAACAUAGACUCGUGCAUCAGCGGACUGCCACAACGCGUACCUACGAGCGCAGUUGCCGCGGCUCCAGGCUGCGAUGCUGGCGUCUCGAACCUUCGGGUCUGCGGUACCUACGAGGAUCGCGCCUUCCAGCAGGGGGCGGACGACGAGGUGAACAGCGCUGAACGUGAGGAGAGCACCCCAGACCACCGCGUGUCCCUUCUGGGAUCUGCCAAGAGGGCGGCUGCUGCAGCCGUAGCAGCUGCUGCUGCCGCUGCUGCCAACCGCUCCACCGCCUCGACACCCCUGCGGCGACCGGAGCAGGGCAGGGGCCCGGGCUCUGCGGAGUUGGUGCCCAGAGGCUCAACACAGGUGGCGGCAGCCGUUAGCCUGGCGCCGGCAAGGGAUGGCUCUGCUAUCCACAACCAAGAUACAGUCACUCCCAACAGGAACUAUUUCGCAACGGAGCCCCGCCAACAUGCCAGCGCCGCUGACAUCCCCGUCGCGCCAGAUGACGUGCAGCUUCCACUUCCGCUUCCGUCAUCGCUAUCCCCGGAGCAUAUCUUCGGCACUCCUGGCCAUCAAGUCGACCAUUUCGCCCCCACCGGCUUAAUGGAAAGUCCUCUGCCAGAUAGGGGUCAGGCUGCCGCACCCGAUGCUGAGAUCGAUGCCAUUCCCCUGGUUGCCGCCGUCACGCCGCCGGAGCUGGCUAUUACCCCGCCGCCACGUUACGUCCGGACGCGUCAUCAUCACAACCGCGGCAGCGGCGCCGCUGAGACGGCGGUGCUGCCACCGGUUCACUACGGCCCACACCCCGCCCACGCAGCGGCGGUGGCUGCCGCGGCCGCCCAUCCAUACGGCGCCAACGGCUUCCCUCAUCCCCACAUUCAACCUCUCCAUCUUCACCUCCACCAUUAUGCCGCUCCCGAUCCCGCCGACGCCUAUGCCGACGCUGCCUCCAGCCUUAUUGGCCCGUAUUCAUUGCGAGCCUCGCUGCCCUGUAGCCUCCGAGAUUUUCCUGUUGCUGUGCCGCCAGGGAGACAGGGCAGCCUCGGCGGCGUCAGCGGCCCCGGCGGUGCUGUGGUAGCGGCGCCCCGGCCGGGAACCCGGUAUGCCGCCGGGCAGCCGCCACCCGUGUACCUCUCCCUGGACAGUGGGCAAUUUAACGCGCUGGCAGCUGCAUGGGACAACCUCAGUCUGGCGGAGACGGAGCCAGCGGCAGGCGCACAGCCUCAGCAGGGUCGGCGUGGUAAGCACCGCCGCGGUGGUGGGCUGCUUGGCGUUAUGCGCAGUGUCGUGGGCUUCGUCGGCGUCUCGCUAAUCAGUGGCGCGGCCAUGGCGCUGGGUGCUGCGGCUAUCAACACCAGCCUGGACGAACAGGAGGCUGCAGCGGCGCGCCAGCGACAGAAGAACGGCGCGCGGCAGCGGCUGCGCCGUGGGGGUGGUGAUGAUCUCAUUCCGCAGCGUACAUUGCAAAAGCUGCGCAGCCCCGACUUGUUGGCGCUCGGCCGCGGCUGA